Messenger RNA from Striga asiatica, 904 nucleotides. Lineage: Eukaryota; Viridiplantae; Streptophyta; Magnoliopsida; Lamiales; Orobanchaceae. The record is from the annotation of a GenBank genome assembly.
GGCAAAUAAAUGUAUUAAGGACUGACAAGAAAAUUUAAUUAUGCAUUGAGGAUUUUUGAGGAAUUACUCGAAAAUAAAAUGUUUUAAAAUCAAUUGCUUUCACACAUUUGACUAGGCAUCUUCUCACCAACCAAACUUUCCAAUUCAUUAAUUUACCGUAUUUACCCCCACUUACCCCCACCUACCAACCCUCCGCCACACGCUCUUUACACACUCUUCAACUUCUUUGGCCCUUAAAAACGAGUUUUUCCUUUUUCGUAAUUCUUGUUUUUCGUCUUCUCCACUGAUGGCUACAGUUUUCACUCUGGCUGAGGUUUCUGAGCAUAACACCAGCAAGGACUGUUGGCUUGUCAUUUCUGGCAAGGUGUAUGACGUUACUAAAUUCUUAGAGGAUCAUCCUGGUGGUGAUGAAGUUUUGGUGUCCUCAACUGGAAAAGAUGCUACAGAUGAUUUUGAGGAUGUGGGCCACAGCGCGACUGCAAAAGCGAUGAUGGAAGAGUUUUACAUUGGCGAAAUCAAUACAUCGACUAUACCGACUCAGACAAAGUACAGUCCCCCAAAGCAGCCUCAUUACAAUCAGGACAAGACAUCAGAGUUCAUAUUCAAACUCCUCCAAUUCUUGCUGCCUUUGCUCAUCCUCGGUGUGUCUGUCGGGAUCCAUUUCUACACCAAAUCGUCCACUUGAAAAGAAGACUCGCGUUUGAAUAAUAAAUUUUCUCAUUGAGAUAUAAGCUGUUUUCUUUUUUGCUUCAAUCUUCUUGCCAAGCUAUCAAACUCUUCGUUUACUUUCUCAAUCAUUCUUAUUCUGAAUACUUGGUUUUAACUUUUAAUGGAUAAGUUUCUUUUUUUCUUCUUGAUUUUGCAAUUCUUUUAGUAUCUUUGAUGUCUUGCUAGGCUUGAUCUG